This is a messenger RNA of Danaus plexippus (monarch butterfly), 2076 nucleotides long. RefSeq names its product galectin-4-like. Gene Ontology annotation, molecular function: galactoside binding; carbohydrate binding. NCBI's taxonomy places the organism in Eukaryota, Metazoa, Arthropoda, Insecta, Lepidoptera, Nymphalidae. The coding region runs from base 183 to 962 and encodes 259 amino acids. The record is from RefSeq and is a predicted model, not a curated record. The transcript is spliced from 8 exons.
GAGACUGACGUUAUUCCAUGCCGUCAUAUGACGCAUGACGCAUUAGUGAAAUCAAUCGAAAGAUAUAUAUAUUAGUGAAUAAGGCGUAUCCGGUGUUUUUUAGCGUUAUAUUUUGGAAAUAGUGGUUAAAAUUAAGAUAUUCCUAUAUAAUUUAUCGCACAAUUUUAGUUAAUUCAAUUAUAAUGGCCGCUCAGCCCAUAUACAACCCUGUAAUCCCAUGUGUCCACCCGAUCCCUGGUGGCUUGUUCCCCGGUCGCAUGAUAAGGUUCCAAGGGAGUGUACCGCCCGGCGCCCAACGAUUCGCGAUCAAUUUCCAAUGCGGUCCCAACACUGAUCCCCGGGACGACAUCGCCCUCCAUCUCAACUUCCGCUUCGUGGAGAUGUGCGUCGUUAGGAACCACUUGACGGCGAUGAGCUGGGGGGUGGAGGAGACCAACGGCGGCAUGCCUCUAGUGCGAGGGGAGGCUUUCGAGGCCCUGGUUCUGUGUGAGCCGCAGUCCAUCAAGGUCGCGCUGAAUGGGGUGCACUUCUGUGAGUUUCCGCAUCGUAUACCCUUCCAAAGGAUCAGCCACCUGACCGUGGACGGUGACGUCAUGCUGCAAUUCGUCGGCUUCGAGGGAGCCCAGCCAAGCCAGAUGUACAUGGCGGAACCUCCAUCAUAUGCCAGCUAUGGCGCUCCGCCCUCGUACGGCGCCCCCGGCUAUGGAGCACCCCAAGGUGGUUUCGGUGGAGCGGUACCCCCACAAUACGCGGGGGCCCAAACAGUACCCCAGUAUACUCAAGAGCGUCGUGGUAUGGGAACCGGGGCGGCCGUGGGAUUGGGCGUUGGGGCCCUGGCCGCUGGUGGGCUGGCGGGUUAUGCACUAGGCGGGGGCUUCAGCAGCAAUAGCCCUACCGAGGAGGUACAGACAUCUUCGUUCACUGAGAACGUAGACUUUGGCGGCGAUGACUGGAUGGAUUAAAGGCCUUAUAUAUACACACACACACACACACACACACACAUAUAUAUAUAUAUAUAUUUAUAUCGUCGGGGAUAGUGCAAAUCCGCGUAACUGACAUUGGAGAAUUCCGCGUAUCUGCCUUAGAAGCACAUUUUCAGAAUAUGGUCUAAACUGAAACAUUUUCUCGAUUAAUCACUAAAUAAUGACUCAACGUGAAAAAAAUACCUUACGCGUGAUUAAAUUAAGAAUAUUUUUUAAGUUUAUAACUUCCGUAAAACUAAUCUGAAAGCGGAUACGCGGAAUUAUCCAAUGCUAUGCUUACGCGGAUUUGGACUGCACCGACGAUAUGCGUGUGUGGCUGCGGAAGAAAUUCACAAAAUAUAUAAAUGUACAUUGAAUUCUUAUAAGAUUUAUAUGAAAAAAAAAAUAUAUACAACAUAUAAUUUAAGAUAAAUAAUUUUUAUUACAUAUAUAUAUAAAAAAAAAACUAGUUUGUUGACGCGUUUAAAAUAUUUAUGUCGUGACAGUUGUUUCGAAUAUAUGCCUUAUGAGCCUUCGCUGAAAGCCUUAGAUGUAUGAAUGUAAAUGAUAUAUAUAUGACACUAAACGCCGCCUUCAUCCCAAAUUAAACCGAGAAUCUCUCGUAUGUUCUCCAUCGUGACUGCAUACGGAGCGUUUCGCGUUUUCCGUUCAACAUCACGUUAGUGCUGUAAUGUGUUUAUGAAUAAAGACUUAACGCUCCGUAUGUAGUGUAUGCGAACACGUGAUAGGCAUAAAAAUCGUAUAAUACGCGAGAGCUCGAAACCAAAUGCUUCUAAUUUAUAAAAAUAUUUUAUAUAGCAACAAUUUUAAGUGUCGAAAUUUGUUAUACUGGAUUACUAUUGGUCGUUAUUAAACGUACCGACCAAUCAUAGCCCGAGAUUCAUUUUUGCACCAAACUGCUAUUGUUACCUAAAUUAUAAUUAUCUUAAAAACUACUAGCCUUUUUAAAGGCGUAUUUAAUUAUUUCCACCCGCAAUUUUAAAACGCUAUGUUUCUGCCUCGUGUACUGGCACAGCACAACCGCCAUGUUGGAUGGCAUUAAAAACAAUAUAGAAGAAAUAUAUUAUAAUAUAAGAUGUGUUGAUUUUUAAAA